GUUUCCCCCCUCCCUUCCCGUCCUCCUCCUCCUCCUCCUUCUCCCGGAACCCGCCUCGCUCCUCCCGGCCCGCGCCGCCCCCGCAGGAGGAAGAGGAUGAAGGCCGGCUGCAGCAUCGUGGACAAGCCCGAGGGAGGAGGGGGCUACCACUUCCCCGAGUGGGCGUACAAGACGGAGUCCAGCCCCGGCUCCCGCCAGAUCCAGCUGUGGCACUUCAUCCUGGAGCUGCUGCAGAAGGAGGAGUUCCGGCACGUCAUCGCCUGGCAGCAGGGCGAGUACGGCGAGUUCGUCAUCAAGGACCCCGACGAGGUGGCGCGGCUCUGGGGGCGCCGCAAGUGCAAGCCCCAGAUGAACUACGACAAGCUCAGCCGCGCCCUCAGAUAUUACUACAACAAGAGGAUCCUGCACAAGACCAAGGGCAAAAGAUUCACCUACAAAUUCAACUUUAACAAGCUGGUGAUGCCCAAUUAUCCUUUCAUCAACAUCCGGCCCAACGGCGUGGUUCCGCAGAGCGCCCCGCCCGUGCCCACGGCCUCCUCCCGGUUCCAUUUCCCCCCUCUGGAGCCGCACUCUCCCACCGAGGAGGGCCCGGGCCGCUUCGCCGCGGCCUCGCUGCUGCCGCCUCACGCCGAGCCGGCCCUGCCGGACCCCGAGCGCAAAGCGGAGCCCGCCGAGCUGGAGGAGAGCGCCGCGGACUGGCGCCGGGAGCUGCUGGCGCCGCCACACGCCGCCGCGGCCGCCGCGGGGCCCAAGCGCAAGCCCGAGGUGGUGCUGCCGCUCUUCUCCCGGCCCGGCAUGUUCCCCGAGCACCCUCACAGCCCCUUCGCCGUGUCGCCGCUGCCGGGCCGCCCCGGCGUGCUCAACGUGCCCAUCUCGCCGGCGCUGUCGCUGACCCCCACGCUCUUCUCCUACAGCCCUUCGCCAGGGCUCAGCCCCUUCGCCGCCGCCGGCAGCAGCUGCUUCUCCUUCAACCCCGAGGAGAUGAAGCACUACCUGCACUCGCAGGCCUGCUCCGUGUUCAACUACCACCUGAGCCCGCGGACUUUCCCCCGCUACCCGCUGGUGGUGCCGCCGCUGCAGUGCCCGGUGCCGCUGGAGGAGCAGCCGCAGUUCCCCAUCAAGCUGCAGCCGCCGCCCGCCGGCCGCAAGAACCGCGAGAGGCUGGAGAGCCCCGAGGGCGGCACCAACAGCGGCAACAGCAAGCCCGAGCCGCCCCGCGUCAAGGUGGAGCCGGCGCCCGACAAGGAGGAGGAGGAGGCGGAGAAGCGGGAGGAAGAGGAGGAGGAGGAAGAGGAGGAGAAGGCCGCGGUUUUCGCCCGCCCGGCGGCUCCGGCCUGGGCCCCGGUCCCCGCUCAGCCCGGCUCAUCCGGAGAGGAGAAUGUGGAGAAACAAGCUCGGGAUUGCCCCGGGGAUGCCGCGGCGCAGGAGAGGAGGGAGGACGCCCUGAUGCCCCCCAAGCUGCGGCUGAAGCGGCGCUGGAACGGAGAUUCCCGGCAGGAAAUGCCCGAGGAGCCGCGGCCCAACGGGAUCUGGCACCUGCCCAAGGCCGUGGCCGCCGCCUCCGACACCUAAUCCCGGCUGGAACAAAACAAAACAAAAAAGAAACAAAACCUUGGAAAACGCCCGGAGGAAAAAUCCGUGUAUUUAUGUAGCAAGGUUGCAGAGCAGUUCGGGAUAA
Messenger RNA from Camarhynchus parvulus, 1678 nucleotides. It is a transcript of the gene ETV3, whose product is annotated as ETS variant transcription factor 3. Gene Ontology annotation, molecular function: sequence-specific DNA binding; DNA-binding transcription factor activity, RNA polymerase II-specific. Gene Ontology annotation, cellular component: nucleus. NCBI's taxonomy places the organism in Eukaryota, Metazoa, Chordata, Aves, Passeriformes, Thraupidae. Gene Ontology annotation, biological process: regulation of transcription by RNA polymerase II; cell differentiation. The record is from RefSeq and is a predicted model, not a curated record. Bases 97 to 1572 code for a protein of 491 amino acids. The transcript has 5 exons.